GGGCACACGCACCCCGAUCAGAGCACAACAAACAGCAGUCCACCCUGAGCCUGAGCCUUCUCACUCACUCAUCAGGACAGAGCACACUGGAUGGGGACGUGUGCUGUGCUCCAGACCAGAAGCUUCCACACUACCACUUUCAGUCUGGAGAAAACUGCCAGCGAGGCACAACCUCGACACAUGAUCAUAGAGCAGCAGCAGAAAAGCAGCAAUCAGACUGAUUUCACAGAGGGAUUGAAGAUAGAAACCUUCUGUUCUGCUCUCCGGCUGUGACGUGGUGUUCAGAGACUGACUGGUCUUGUCUAGUGGGACAUCCCAGCCAUGGAGGACACACUCACCUGUACUCCCACCACCUUUUCCCAAGUGUUUGGCCGCCAAGGACAGCUGAUGCAAGCUACUGUGCAAUCUCUGAACAGCCUGAACGACCAGAUCGCUCACUUCAUGGUGAACAGACCCAACUCCAUGAGCCAUGAAGAGGACACCUUUCUGCCCAGUGAAAGAGAUACUUUGAAACAAUCCAUGGCUCUGAUGAGACACUUGCUUAUGGACGCACAGGGCAAAAUCCUGAAAAUGAUGGAGGACAACAAGCAGCUGGCUCAGCGGAUUGAUGGGGCCAUCCAGUCGGCCAGCCAGGAGGUGACCAACCUGCGCUCCGAGCUCUCCAUGACCAGCCGCAGACUGGCCGAGUUGGGGGCCUGCAACCCCCUGGAGAACAACCAGCAGAACCACCAUCACCACCACCACCACCUCCUCCACGAUCCGACGGUCCACCACAGGCAGAAGUCAGUGAUGUCUGAACUUGGUUUCCAGACAGGAAUGUCGAGCUUGAUGGACUUUGGAACUCCAGAUUCUUCAUUUGACAAAGUGUUGCUGAGGGAGGAGGUGGCUCAGUUGCAAGAGGAGGUGCACCUCCUGAGGCAGAUGAAGGACAUGUUGAGUAAAGACCUGGAAGACUCACAUGGUGGCUGCUCGGCUGACACGCUCUCCGCCGCCGAGCUCAAGGUGCAGCUGGGGGAGAAAGAGCAGGAGCUGGAGCGUGCCAAGGAGGCCUUACAAGCUAUGAAGGGCGAUCGAAAGAGGUUGAAGGCGGAGAAAGCUGACCUGGUGAAUCAGAUGCAGCAGCUGUACACCACACUGGAGAGCCGUGAAGAGCAGCUCCGAGACUUCAUCAGAAACUAUGACCAGCACAGAAAGGAGAGCGAGGACGCGGUAAAAGCUCUGGCUAAAGAGAAGGACAUGCUGGAGAGAGAGAAAUGGGACCUGCGCAGGCAAACCAAAGAGGCCACAGAACAAGCCAGUGUCCUGCACUCCCAGAUAGACAUGAAGGAGAACCGAAUCAAAGAGCUGGAGGCAGAGCUCACCAUGGCAAAGCAGUCUCUGGCCACCCUCACGAAAGACGUGCCAAAGCGACACUCUCUGGCGAUGCCAUCAGAGCCAGUGGUGAAUGGCAGUCAGGAGUGGGUGAUGCAAGCAGACCUUCCCCUCACGGCAGCAAUCAGACAGAGUCAACAAACCCUGUACCAUUCACACCCCGUGGACAGGCAAGCUGCUUUGAGGAUCAGCCCCUGUCACUCCCGCCAACCCUCCAUCAUCUCCGACGCCUCAGCUGCCGACGGCGACCGCUCGUCCACCCCGAGCGACAUCAACUCCCCCCGUCACAGGACUCACUCCCUCUGCAAUUCCAUGGAGGACCUCGAGGACCAGAAGCGUAAAAAGAAGAAGGAGAAGAUGAGUCUUGGUUCACUGUCUCGAGUGUUCGCCCGGGGUAAAUCUCAACGCAAGUCCAUGGAUCCGGGCCUGUUUGAUGACUCAGACAGCCUCUCCAGCCAGACACACCCCAGCCUAUCAGAUGGCGAGGAGCAGCUGGAACGGCUGCAGCAGGUGGAGCUUACGCGCACCAAGCCCAUGUCUCUGUGGAAGGCGGUCACUGUGCAGGCCUGGCUGGAAGUUGUCAUGGCAAUGCCCAUAUACAUGCGUGCCUGCUCAGAGAAUGUCAAGAGUGGGAAGGUGUUGCUGGGGUUGACCGAUGAGGAUCUGGAGCUGGGGUUGGGCAUUAACAGCCCCAUGCACCUCAGGAAACUCCGCCUUGCUAUUGAGGACUACCGGGAGGCAGAGAACGGACGAGGAAUAUCCAAAGCUGCUGAUAUGGACCAUCACUGGGUGUCUAAGAGCUGGCUGAGUGACAUUGGGCUCCCUCAGUACUCACAAGUCUUCCACAAUCAAUUAGUGGAUGGCAGAGUACUGAACUCACUCACACGGAGAGACUUGGAGACCAUCUUCAACAUUACCAACAAGUUCCAUGUAACUAGUAUUCUAUCAGCCAUUCAGCUUCUGCAAAUGCUCAACUUUGAUAAAGAGACUAUACAGGCACGUCGUGCUCAGUGCGAGAAUCGAGAUGUGGAUCCGGUGGUCUGGACCAGCCACCGUGUCAUUAAAUGGAUCAGAGACAUUGAUCUUAAGGAAUAUGCAGAAAGCCUUCGGAACAGUGGCAUCCAUGGUGCUGUAAUGGUUCUAGACCCGACCUUCAGUGCAGACAGCAUGGCCAAGGCUUUAGACAUCCCUAACAAUAAACACAUGAUCCAUCGGCAUCUUUACGAAGAAAUGAAGGUGCUUCUCAAUCCAGCAAGAACGAAUCAGACCCAGGACUACAGGAAAGAGGGAACUCCGACACAUUCUCCUGUCUCAAAUUGCCGCAAAACUGAGGAAGGACUUUCUCCCAGGCUAAAAGUUGGCAAGAGUCCUUUGAGAUUCAAUCCAUUGGUCACUGCUGGGCGGGACUUGACUUUUCAAGGCAACUGUGGAUCACCACCCAGAGAGGAUCGAAUCAAGAUCCUGCAAAGGACCAAGGGCAGUCCCAUGCAUGGUUAUUCAAGCAUAGAGAUCACUAAUGUGUGAGGGCAACAGCCUAUGCUUACCUUGGAUGAACUAGGAAAAGAGAACUCUAGAGCUCCCUCCAAUGCCUAAAUGGGCCAAAUGAGGUCAAUCAUUCUUAAAAGUGAUUUGAAAAUGGACCAUUUGCACUUUAGAGAAUUUGUAUUGGCAACAAAUAACAACUAAGCACUUGAUGGAAAAUCUUAUUGAUAUGCUGCACUGAACAAACAGAUAUUUUGUUACUAACAAUAUACUUAUACAGAAUGAACUUCCAGCACAGAGGAUACAGGCAGGACUAUAGGUAUGCAGCUGAAAAAUCAAUACUACAUGUUCAGAUGUCCACUUCCUGUAUCAAGGCCAUCACAACGGUGUGCUUGUUUAAAGUGUACUUGAAUGAGGAAUACUGUAGUAGUGUGAAUAUUUGUGAAAAUGUUUGGAAUGCCUCAUUAAAGUCUUCUCUUUGUUUUAAAUGAAUAAUUCACCCAAAAAAGAUAAUCAUUAUUUACUCACCCUUACGCCAAAUGCCAAACUCAAAUUACUUUCUUUCUUCUGCGGAACACAAAUAAAGAUAUUUUGAUGGAGAUAUUAAGUGUUUUUUACCAUGCAAUGCAAGUCAAUGGGUGCAACUCGAGUGGUUCUAAGUACUGUAAUUACUGUAAUUAAAUUACUUUUUUGGUGAAAAAAGUAUGGGAUUACGCUUAAUUAUUCAGUAAUUUAAUUACAGUUACUUCUGAUGUAAUUGUGUUAAAUACUGUAUAGACUAUAGAACAAUUCUAUAUAAAAAAUAGUGAAUUUAAAAUUGAAAUUGAAUGUCUUAUGUUAAAAUAUAUGUUUUCUAAUUAAAUGCAGCCCCCAUAAAUUCUUUGGCCAGUUCAUGAAUAAUUUAUUUGAUCUUAUAUGAUUUAUUUAAAAGAAUUAAAAGAACAAUUUCAUGUCUAUCCUUAUAUUUUUAAUCUGGUCGAGGUUGAUGAAGGUUUUAGAAAAUAUUUAGUAAUAAGUAAUGCAAUUACUUUUCAGACAGCGUAAUUAGUACAGUAAUCUAAUUACACUGUAGAAGAUGUAAUUAGUAGCUAGUAAUUAAUUACUUUUUUAGAGUAACUUACCCAACAUUGCUGCUGUGUGCAUUUUCCAUUUCCCUUUUAAUUUCAGUUUUAAUUCAUUUAAAUUAUACGUUGCAUAUAGCGAAGCCAAAAUACAACGUCCACACAUGUGGACGCGGGGUCGCACAAAGUUAAUCCAUGCCUUCUGAAGCAAUACGAUCUGUUUUGCGAGAGAAAUAGACCAAAAUGUAACUUUGUCACUACUCUAUGUAUGUGUUAAGUGGGAGGGAGUGUAAUCAAGCUUAAAAUCAUGAUCGUGCCAAGGAGACUGCAGAUGUCAAGAUUUAAAUUGAAAAAUGAGUUACAGUUUCUCACCCAAAAGCAAUAAUUUUGUUUCAGAAGACGUGAAUUAAACCACUCGAGUCGUAUGUCAUAUGGAUCCUUUAUGGAGUGUAAAAGUGUUCCAUUACUCCAUUGGCGUGCAUAUUUAUAGAUAUAUUCACAUCAUAUUUCAAUGAGAAGAAAGUCAUACAAGUUUGAGAUGGCAUAAGGGUGAGUAAAUGAUAAGAGAAUUAUUAUUUCUUUGGGUGAAAUAUUCCUUUAAGGCAUGUGUUGACAUCUGCUAAGAUGUUUGUGUUUUCUGAGUCUCAUUUUCAUUAUAACAUUUGAAAGCAACAGUCACUUAACUGGUAUUGUAGUGUGGGUAAUAGAUUAGUAUCAUUCAGUCAAUCCAGUUUCAUUGAAAUGAGUCUUCCGACUUGAUACAAACUUUAGGGGAAUGAAAGAAAAAUGUAAUUUCUUCUCUCUCUCUCUCAUUUAAUUUUUUUGUUUUUUUCAAGGUCUCUAGCUGUCUUACCAUGCAUGCUGUUCAAUUUGUACGAUGAUAUACACUGAUCAGCCACAACAUUAAAACCACCUGCCUAAUAUUAUGUAGGUCCCCCUUGUGCUGCCAACAGCACCAACCUGCAUCUCAGAAUAGCAUUCUGAGAUGCUCUUCUUCUCACCACAAUUGUACAGAGUGGUUAUCUGAGUUACCGUAGACUUUGUCAGUUCCUGGGACUUUCAGUGUGUGAUCGCAGUUACAGAAAUACUCAAAUCAGCCCGUCUGGCACCAACAAUCAUCCAUGCGAUUAUCUAAUCAGCCAAUCAUGUGGCAGCAGUGCAGUGCAUAAAAUCAUGCAGAUACAGGUCAGGAGCUUCAGUUAAUGUUCACAUCAACCAUCAGAAUGGGGAAAAAAUUUGAUCUUUGGAUUUGGAGUUAUGAUUAUUGGUGCCAGAUGGGCUGGUUUGAGAAUUUCUGUAACUGCUGAUCUCCUGGGAUUUUCACACACAACAGUCUCUAGAAUUUACUCACUAUGGUGCCAGAAACAAAAAACAUCCAGUGAGCGGCAGUUCUGUGGAUGGAAACGCCUUGUUGAUUAGAGAGUUCAACAGAGAAAGGCCAGACUGGUUUGAACUGAAAAAGUCUAUGGUAACUCAGAUAACCGCUCUGUACAAUUGUGGUGAGAAGUGGUGGGUUGGCACUGUUCUGGCGGCACGAGGGGGACCUACACAAUAUUAGGCAGGUGGUUUUAAUGUUGUGGCUGAUCAGUGUAUAUAUACAGUAUAUAAAUAUAUAUUAGUGAAUAUCAUGCACAAAUGUACAGUAAGGAAAUGCAAGGAUGAUCUGAUUGAAAAAGGUUUAAUCAGUUGAGAAUGUCAUGAACAGGGCUCCUGAAUGAAUGUAAAGGAAAGUGAAAUGCACUAUAUAAUCUACAGGCCAAUGCAGCACAUGCACAUUAUACAGCCGUGUUUUCCUAAGUAUCCCUAACAGAGCCACAGGGCAAUGAGAGCAAAACAAGUUUUGCAACUCAGUGUGCAGUGGCAUUGGGCUUUGAUGCAAACAACCUCUCAUGUGGGUAUAAACAUGUUAGAGAACAUGACUAAUGACAGAGUCUUUCACAAAUUCAACCAAUCAGAUCUAUUUAGAAUCAGGAUUCUGCUGAAUCUGAAAGAAAAUGCCUUUUGAUUGACACUUCUUAUUAGACUUGUGUUGCACUGCACACCAGCGCUAUAAAAAGCACAAGAAGAAAAUAGCAGUUUUGGGUGUAUUUUUAAAGUGGGUUUUGCAAUCACAACUCAUUUUGAUAUCAUUGUACCUUGUGGCAUUAGUGAAAAUGUCAUUUUGAGAAACAUCUGUAUAUAGACUUCAUGUGUCAUUGACACAAUCUACAGUAUAUAGAAAAAUAAAAAAUCUACAUAUAU
This is a messenger RNA of Myxocyprinus asiaticus (Chinese sucker), 6155 nucleotides long. RefSeq names its product kazrin-like. Gene Ontology annotation, molecular function: protein binding. NCBI's taxonomy places the organism in Eukaryota, Metazoa, Chordata, Actinopteri, Cypriniformes, Catostomidae. The record is from RefSeq and is a predicted model, not a curated record. The coding region runs from base 322 to 2895 and encodes 857 amino acids. The transcript is spliced from 18 exons.